Cryptomeria japonica (Japanese cedar) is the source of this 1690-nucleotide messenger RNA. Its product is annotated as large ribosomal subunit protein uL4. The transcript has 3 exons. Gene Ontology annotation, molecular function: RNA binding; structural constituent of ribosome. Gene Ontology annotation, biological process: translation. Gene Ontology annotation, cellular component: ribosome; cytosolic large ribosomal subunit. Lineage: Eukaryota; Viridiplantae; Streptophyta; Pinopsida; Cupressales; Cupressaceae. The record is from RefSeq and is a predicted model, not a curated record. Bases 207 to 1415 code for a protein of 402 amino acids.
AAAUAAAAUAAUAAAAAUAUUGCGCUUAGAUUUGUGCCCUAAAACGCCCUAGAGAAAUUCUUUUUCUCUUCUAAAAUCUGUAAGUUUUAGCACUAGGGUUUUAGCGGCUCUUCGUUUCUUCUCAACUGGCAAAAGCCAGAGAAAAUUUUCAUUCUGCAAGAAAGAUUGGGUAAUUUUUGUCUCUCAAGAUCAGUAGAGCUUUCUCAAUGGCGGCAACAGCAGCAGCUCGGCCACUGGUGACAGUUCAAUCGCUAGAAAAUGAGGCGGCGGACGCCGUUCAUUUGCCGGAUGUAAUGAAGGCCUGUAUAAGGCCUGAUAUCGUCAACUUUGUGCACGCGAAUAUGGCGAAGAACAAACGGCAGCCUUACGCCGUGAGCACGAAAGCUGGCCAUCAGACAUCUGCACAGUCUUGGGGAACCGGAAGAGCUGUGUCCAGAAUCCCCAGGGUCGCCGGCGGUGGAACGCACAGAGCUGGACAGGCGGCCUUCGGAAAUAUGUGUCGUGGCGGUCGGAUGUUUGCGCCGACCAAGAUCUGGAGGAAAUGGCACCGGAAAAUAAAUCUCAACAUGAAACGUCAUGCUGUCGUUUCUGCCCUUGCGGCGUCGUCAGUUCCAGCGCUCGUCAUGGCGAGAGGUCACAGGAUCGAGUCUGUCCCUGAGUUGCCACUGGUUAUCAGUGACAGAGUUGAAGGUGUAGAGAAAACCUCAGCUGCUAUCAAGGUUUUGGAGAAGGUUGGGGCCAUUGCUGAUGUGGAUAGGGCAAAAAAGAGUCACACUAUCCGGGCUGGCAAGGGUAAGAUGAGGAACAGGAGAUAUGUGUCUCGCAAGGGUCCUCUGAUUGUUUAUGGAACGGAGGGGGCUAAGAUUGUUAGGGCUUUCAGGAAUCUUCCUGGAGUUGAGGUUGCUUGCGUGGACAGAUUGAAUUUGCUGAAGCUUGCACCAGGAGGACACUUGGGACGGUUUAUCAUAUGGACUAAGUCUGCAUUUGAGAAGCUUGAUGCCGUUUUUGGGACUUUUGAGAAAGAAUCCCUGCAGAAGAAGGGUUAUGUAUUGCCCCGAUCAAAGAUGGUCAACUCUGAUCUGGCAAGGAUUGUGAAUUCGGAUGAAGUUCAAUCUGUUGUGAGGCCUAUUCAGAGAGAUGUUAAGAGGAAACCCCUCAAGAAGAAUCCACUCAAAAAUCUGGGUGCACUUUUGAAGCUCAAUCCAUAUGCAAAAACUGCUAGGCGGAUGGCACUUCUGGCGGAGGCUGAACGUGUUAAGGCCAGACAGGAAAAGUUGGAUAAAAAGCGAAAGGAACCAAAGGCUGACAAGGAUGCUAUUAAGGCAGCAGGAAAAUCAUUCUACCGGACAAUGAUUUCAGACAGUGACUACACAGAAUUUGAGAGCUUUUCUAAGUGGCUUGGGGUGACACAGUGAAGCCAUGUUCUUGAAUGAUCAAUUUUGCAUCUUAAGGACCACAGUGAUAUUUAGUUUGUUUUCUUUUGAGGUUUGUGUUUAUGAAUUUUGUUUUAUUGACUAUUUUCAAUUUCAACAUUUUGAACCUGCUGUUGGUAGCUUCAAAUGCCAUGAUUAUUAUGAUUACUUUAAAUCAACACGAUGGUAUGAGAUCUGUUGAACUAAGAUAUUUCAUUUUUCAAUGUCUACUACUUUACUUACUUUAAAUUUUAUAAUAAUUCAUGUUUCUCACUUUA